Acytostelium subglobosum LB1 is the source of this 783-nucleotide messenger RNA. RefSeq lists its product as hypothetical. Gene Ontology annotation, molecular function: SNARE binding; SNAP receptor activity. The annotation marks the transcript as partial. Gene Ontology annotation, cellular component: SNARE complex; endoplasmic reticulum membrane; Golgi apparatus. The record is from RefSeq and is a predicted model, not a curated record. NCBI's taxonomy places the organism in Eukaryota, Evosea, Eumycetozoa, Acytosteliales, Acytosteliaceae. Gene Ontology annotation, biological process: vesicle fusion; vesicle-mediated transport. The transcript has 3 exons.
UCAAUGCCUGGUGGUACAGGAGGUACAGGAGGUAUAGGUACAGGUUCAACAACAAGUACUACAUCGACAUAUAGUAGAAACACAUCACAUUCAACAUCAAAUACACAAUCAUCAUCACCAUCAUUAAUAGAGGAUCAGUAUAAAGCUGCCAACAAACUAUUGAUGGCUAUAAAUAUAGACUUGGAACGUGUUGAACUUGGUGUUGACAGCACCGUCAUCAAACAAGAGAAGAUACAAGCGGAUAUCAAUCAACUAUCAAGGAUUGCAGAUCAGUUGGAUGGCAUGGUUGCCAAUGAGUCACCAGCCAACAGAGACCUUUGGAGAAUUACACUACUAACAUUCAAUCAUUCAAUCACUUAUAGUAAGGUGAAGAAGUUAACUGAAGAGGUCAAGUCAUUGAGAAAGUCAAUGGAUAUGUACUUGCAAAGGACUUACAAGAAACAGAUAGAGGAUGAGGAGAGAUCGAAACUAUUCUCUCGAAGAAAGGAUACACAGAACAGCGCAUUGAGCAACCUAAUGAAGGAGAACGACUUGCUGAAAGACAGCAAUCAAACAAUAGACGAGAUGACAGAUACGGGAAACAGUAUCAUUUAUGCCCUGGCAGGUCAGAACUCAAGAUUAAAGAGUGUACAUAAGAAGAUAUAUGAUAUUGCGAAUACAUUGGGACUAUCUAGGAAUGUGAUCAACAGGAUAAAGAGGAGACAACAGCAGGACAAAAUAUUUGUAUAUAGUGGCAUGGUCAUUGUGUUGAUCUUCCUCUAUAUCAUGUAUUAUUAUUUCCGA